Molecule: messenger RNA, 990 nt
Organism: Magnolia sinica
Lineage: Eukaryota; Viridiplantae; Streptophyta; Magnoliopsida; Magnoliales; Magnoliaceae
Exons: 1
Coding region: 1-990 (329 amino acids)
Molecular function (GO): protein binding
Source: RefSeq, a predicted model, not a curated record
AUGCUGGUUCUGGGUGUGAAUUCGAAGAGGCAGAGGCGGCCGAACGUUAGGUUGGUAGAGAUAGGAGAUGGUUCGGCAGCCUUUUCUUGUGGCAUUCCUCAGAAACUUAAAGGAAAUUGGGAGAAGGGAUUGAAACUGGAUCGAGUCUCACAGUUCGGCGCCUCAGAACCUGGUGUCUCACCUAGGGUUUCGGCUGAGGCACAUAAUCGGGAGAAUCGGAAUCCUAAUUCUGGCAAAACAGUCUGGGAAUUCACGUGUUCAGACGACGUUGAUGUGGUUAAGCCGGAGCUGGAUUUUGGAGAGUUUAAUCCGAAUUUGGAUUCAGGAGCAGCUAGCCUAACAUGUGAUUUUGGAGCUGGAAAGCCGAAAUCGAAAUCUGGAGCGGUUAACCCGAAAUUGGGUUUUGGAACAGUCAAGCCAAAGUUGGAUUUUGGAACAGUGACCCGAAGAGGCAGGGUCAUGAAGCGCCGGGGGCGGAGCACGAGAGGCAACAGCGGGAUUGGUAGUGUUUGGAAUUCUAGGGCUAGUCCUGAUAUCAGUAAUAGAAAUGAUGAUUUUGCCAUUGGUUUGAAGGAUUCUUCGUAUCAAGAAGCUUCUGAUAUGAGCAAAGACGCAUGUGAUAAUGAGUGUUUUGGACCUGUUUCAGACAUGCAGAUGCCUGGCGAUUUGGAUGGCUUUCAGAUGUGGAAUGGUUAUUGCAAGGAAAGCAAUGGUUUGUCUUCUGACUAUGGCGAUUUCUCGGAUCACAAGAUCAGCAAGGCCGACAGGGUGAUGGUCGUUGGCACGGUUGUAAAUAGCGUUGGUGUGUGGCUGGAGGAGCUUGGGUUUGGUAGGUAUGCUGGUGUGUUCGAAAUGCAUGAAGUUGAUGAGGAGACGUUGCCUUUACUCACCUUGGAAGACCUCAAAGAGAUGGGUAUAAAUGCUGUUGGGCCUCGGAGGAAGAUUUUCACUGCAAUUCAGCUUCUUAAGGAGACGUCUUCCGCUCAAUAG